Naegleria lovaniensis is the source of this 2337-nucleotide messenger RNA. RefSeq lists its product as uncharacterized. The transcript has a single exon. The record is from RefSeq and is a predicted model, not a curated record. Lineage: Eukaryota; Heterolobosea; Eutetramitea; Acrasida; Naegleriidae. Bases 1 to 2337 code for a protein of 778 amino acids.
AUGAAGAAAUUAUUGAAAGAAAGGCAACAAACCUCUCCCCAUACUCCUGGUGGAACAUCGAGCACGAGCUCCACGAAUUCUUCAUCAGUGAUAACAGCAAGUACGAUCUCUAAUCAUCCUCACCAUCAUCAUUCAUUCGGAGUCAGUACUCCUUCCGUAGUAUCCUCUCCGUUAGAUUCUUCGUUUUUUGUGACCUCACCUGUUCCAACAACCCCAGGCGUUAUUUCUCUCAUCUCUGCGUCCUCAUCUCCGGCAGUAGCAACCAAUAGCAGCAAUCACCACAGCACUAGUAACAACACUGCCAGUGUAUAUAACAGUAUUGUAAAUGCCCAAAUGAAAAUGGAACCUAAUACCCCUACAUCGGCAUUGUCAGGCAUGAGCCAUCUCAACUAUUACCCAACAGCUGCAAGCAUGAUGCAACAACAUUCUCUUCCAUCCAUGAGCUUUGGUAGUAAUAAUGGAAGUUCACAAAAGCAAAGCAAUCAUUAUCCUUCGACUUCAUCUCUUAGUUUCUCACACCUGCCUCCAAUUCAAAGCAAUAGUCAAUUGGACAAACAGCAACCAUCUAUUUAUCCAUCAAACAGCCAACACUCUCUUUCUGACAUGCCUCUUCCAAGCUUCUCAAUUCCAUCUACUGUUAUUACUCCAACUACUUCCCAACUUUCAUCAUCUGCUGAUCAACUCCACAAAAAGUUCUCAGCGCCAAACUUGACUGGCAGUAGUAUUGCCAAUGUUUUCCAACAACCAUUGACAGAACCAAACAAUUCUGCGUCAUCAAAUACACAAACAUCUAAAUCACCACUCCCUCAUUCAUCUACGAGUUCUACCAUUGCCAGCGCUGACAGCCCUGUUGUUGAAUAUAUGGAUGAUGACGAUGGCUGGAUUGUCCAAUGGUUUAAUGAGGACAAGAGAAAAAAGUGGAAAGUUAAAGUUCCUCAAUUCAAGUAUUGCAAGAAGAGAAAGGAGCAUUUUGAUAAAUCAUUCCCUGAUACAUGGUAUAAGGCUCCCUACAAAUAUCACAUGCAUCUUGAAGUAGCCAACAUCUUGCGAGAAGAGAAUGUGAUGGCUCAAAUUGACCUCAAUUAUGAAGAUGGUCAAAAGGUUCUUUCUCAACAAAAAACAAAAGAGUCUAAAAAGGGAAAGAAGAAGAAGAAACAAGAUGAUAAGGAAUCAGGAGAAGAAGAGAAAAAGUCAGAGGAACCUGUAAUUACCAACAAUGAAAGCUAUUUCAACUACCAAUCGACAAGCAAGUCUACUGUGACUAUUGGACCAUUUAUGUACAACAUUUGCAGCUACAAACAAGAAGGAAAGAAAUUCCGUAUGGUUGUUUACCUUUACACCAUUAAUAAUACCACCCCUUACCAUCCAUUCCAAACACAACCUGUAGAUAUGAACAACAAUGCAGUUUUGUGCUGUUGCCUGAUUUCCCCAAGUUUUACAAUUAGAGCUAAGAAGCCAAUCGUGAAACCUGGAAUUAAAUCAAAGAGAAAGAGAGGCGCUGAGGACGACGACUCAAAGAGUGGCGACGAAGAAAUGGAUUAUCCUCCUUCCCCUACUACAAAUAACCACAAAAAGAUGAAAGAACCAACCAAUGAUAGCUCAAUUCCUGUCAAUUUCCAUCCUCGACCUCACGAAAACUCCCUUACACAAAAUGCAACUCAAGCCAUCGAUGAAUUACUUGAAAGUUUGUAUCGAAACAAUGCUGUCUUUGACCCAUCUCUCGUUGGAACAGCAAGUAGUAGCGCAGCAAGUUCAAGCUCUGCAUCUGCCUCAUCAAGCAGACAAGAAAUCAACCCAGAGGAAAAGAUUAAGAAUAUUACUGAAACAUUCCAAAACAUGGCUGACUCUGAGAGAAAGAAAUUACUGAAUAACAUUAUUGAAAGCUGCUAUCCACACGAAAAAGAAUAUCUUUAUAGAAAAUAUUUCGAGAAUGGAUAUUCAGAUUUUGGUGACUCCUCCUAUUAUCAAAACCAAACUCAGCCUGCUCACAUGCAAACCAUGCUUCAACAAUAUCAAAUGAUUCAACAGCAACAACAAGAUUUAUUUGCCUACUUUGCAGCUCUUAAUAACAACCCUGCAAUGGCUGGAUCUUCGAACAUGCAACUCGUGCAACCAUCGGCCUCUUCCACAGUGGUUAGCGUCGGCUCCUCUCAACCUCAAUUCCAAGCGGUUCAAGUGCAACCAGUAAUUAUUACAAAUGCUGCUGCCGUUGCAAAUAAUUCAACAACCAUGCCUCACAAAGCAACUGCUGUCAUUGUGAAUCCAUCCUCUUUGUCCUUUGCUUCAAAUCAUCAACCCAGUGAUGUCGAUCAAUUCUUUACUGAACUAUUUGAUUAA